Molecule: messenger RNA, 984 nt
Organism: Penicillium malachiteum
Lineage: Eukaryota; Fungi; Ascomycota; Eurotiomycetes; Eurotiales; Aspergillaceae
Product: dihydrodipicolinate synthase family protein
Exons: 2
Coding region: 1-984 (327 amino acids)
Molecular function (GO): 4-hydroxy-tetrahydrodipicolinate synthase activity
Source: RefSeq, a predicted model, not a curated record
AUGUCGCAACUUACUCCACUUCGCCCCGGCGUCUACGCCCCAACAAUGACCUUCUUCAACCCCGAGACCGAGGAGCUUGAUGUUGCCUCCAUUCGCCGUCAUGCAGUUCGCCUGGCCAAGGCUGGUCUUGUUGGCUUGGUCACAAUGGGUUCCAACGGCGAAGCCGUGCAUUUGACACGCGAGGAGCGUAUCACUGUGACUCGCGAGACCCGAUCUGCUCUGGACGAGGCUGGUUUCCAGAAUGUGCCAGUCAUCGCCGGUGCCAGUGAGAAUAGCAUUCGCGGAUCCAUUGAGCUAUGCAAGGAUGUUGCCAGUGCCGGCGGCGAGUAUGCUUUGAUUGUGCCUCCCAGCUACUACCGUGCUGCUGUCGGCAAUGACGAGACCAUUUACGAGUACUUCACAGCUGUGGCCGAUGGAUCACCCGUGCCUUUGAUUCUGUAUAACUACCCCGGCGCUGUCGCUGGUAUCGAUAUGGACUCGGAUCUUAUCAUCCGUAUCUCCGCUCACCCGAACAUUAUUGGCACCAAGUUCACUUGCGCAAACACUGGCAAGCUGACCCGUGUUGCUACUGCAUUGGGUGCCAUUCGUGCUGCUCCUACUGUUGCCAAGCCCACCGCUCGCCACCCCUACGUGGCUUUUGGUGGUAUUGCCGAUUUCAGUCUCCAGACACUUGUGUCCGGUGGCUCAGCCAUCCUGGCGGGCGGUGCUAACGUCAUCCCCCGCCUGUGUGUGCGCAUUUUCAAUCUUUGGUCUGAGGGUCGCCUUGCUGAGGCUAUGGAAGCUCAGCAGCAGCUCAGUGCUGCCGAUUGGGUUCUGACCAAGGCUGCUAUCCCUGGUACUAAGUCAGCUAUUGAGUCCUACUACGGUUACGGAGGAUUCCCUCGACGACCUCUUGGCCGUCUUAGUGAGGCUCAGGCUAAGGAGAUUGCUGAUAAGAUUAAGCCCUCAUUGGAUGUGGAGCUGUCCCUGCCAGACGUCGCAUGA